This is a messenger RNA of Bursaphelenchus xylophilus (pine wood nematode), 1138 nucleotides long. The record is from the annotation of a GenBank genome assembly. NCBI's taxonomy places the organism in Eukaryota, Metazoa, Nematoda, Chromadorea, Rhabditida, Aphelenchoididae.
AUGGCGCCGAAUAAAUAUGGUAAUAUGUCUCAUGAAGACUACGUUAACAUUAACAAAAUCGGAGAAGGUAUGUAAAAUCAUUUAAUUUUUAAUUUUUUAGGAACUUAUGGUGUUGUAUACAAAGCAAAGCUUAAAUCUACUGGGCAGAUUAUUGCUGUCAAGAAUAUCCGCCUCGAACAAGAAGAUGAAGGUGUUCCCACUACUACUAUCAGAGAGAUUACCACUUUGAUUGAACUCAAACAUCCUAACGUUGUCGAACUUAUCGAUGUGAUCAUGACGGACAAGACCUUGUCAUUAGUAUUCGAAUUUUUGUCGAUGGAUUUGAAGAAAUAUCUUGAUCGUUUGGCCGAGACUGACUUUUUGGAUCACGAUAUCAUCAAGAGCUUUAUGUUCCAGGUGAGUUCAUUCUUCGUUUACGAUCUCUCUUUAGCUGUGCCAAGCAGUCUGUUACUGUCAUCAGCGUCGAAUUGUCCAUCGAGAUUUGAAGCCUCAGAAUCUUCUUGUUGACGUCAAAACUAACACUUUGAAGGUGGCAGACUUUGGUCUUGCGCGUGCCAUUGUUAUCCCCGUUCGGGCUUACACUCACGAAGUGGUCACUCUUUGGUACCGUUCUCCCGAAGUCUUGAUGGGCACUCCACGUUAUCACAUGGGUGUGGAUACCUGGAGUGUUGGAUGCAUCUUCGCCGAGAUUGCCCGUAAGAGGCCUCUGUUCCCAGGAGAUUCCGAAAUCGAUCAGUUGUUUCGCAUCUUCAGAACUUUAGGAACUCCGACAGAAGAGAACUGGCCUUCUGUCAAAGUCUUACCCGAUUACAAGGAAAAUUUCCCCAGAUGGACUGCGAAUACCUUGGCCGAGAGAAUGUAUGAUCUGCUGGACAAGGAUGGAUUCGAUCUCCUCGAAGUAAGCAUAAGGUUUAGUAAUUUGUUUAAUUUUUCGUGUUUGUUAGCUUAUAUUUCCUUUCAGAAUUUGUUGGCGUAUGACCCGAUGCGUCGUAUGUCGAUGAGAGAUGCCCUGAAUCACAAGUAUUUUAACGGCUUCGAUAGUUCUACUGUGCCAGCUGGAAAUUACAGAGGAGAACUGAAACUCAGAACACCCUUUUCAGGUUCAGGCGAUCAUCCCCUUUAUUCUCACGGAACUUAA